AAACAGCUCAACUUCUCCUCCAUCCGCGUCCCGGAGCGCGCAUGUGGUUAUAACGCGUUCGUAUAGCCUAAAGACGUUUUAGAGUUUAAAUUACAGUGUACUGGAUUGAGUUUGAUAUUGAUUCUGCAUCCGGUCACGUUUUAUAUACGAGUUAUUUUAAAUUUGGCUUUAGCGUUAAUGCUAACUUUGCUAGCUUGACUAGUAAGCUAGCAGCACAGCUCAUCGGUUUGCGUUUGAAUUUCUGAAUACGAUUUAAGACGCUAUUAUGGAUCCUGCUGCAAGGAUCAGAUCAUCCAAGGACCUGGCAAGCCAGAGAACUGAAAAGGUUCUAAGCACUGGGCCGAAGAGGAUUCCUGUGACUCAGAGUUGCCACAAGCCGGCCCCGACUCCGACCCACACGACGGUGCUGGGUGUUACUCAGGGCCCUCAGCGCAUCCAGAGGCCUCGGAGCGAACACAAAGUCCCAUGCUGCGGAGAGCAGAACAUCAACCCUGCUCAGACUCUAUCCAAACCGCAACCGGCACCGAGCCAACCCAAACCUGCUCCCACCACCACCACCACCACCGAGAGUGUGAAACUCACAGAGCCCAGACAGGACAAACCUCACCCAAAACCUGCCGAUGGGAUGACCAGCGCAUCCAGCACUGAGAAGAAGCCGUGGAGUCUGGAGAACUUCGACAUUGGCCGCGCUCUCGGCAAGGGCAAGUUCGGAAGCGUGUACUUGGCCAGAGAGCGACAGACGAAGUUCAUCCUGGCCCUGAAGGUGCUCUUUAAAAAGCAGCUGGAGAAAGCGGGUGUGGAGCACCAGCUGAGGCGAGAGGUGGAGAUCCAAUCUCAUCUCAGGCAUCCCAACAUCCUGCGCCUGUAUGGAUACUUCCACGACUCGGCUCGAGUAUACCUCAUCCUGGAGUUCGCUCCGAAAGGUGAGCUGUACGGAGAACUGCAGCGCUGCAGGAUGUUUGACGACCAGCGCAGUGCCACGUAUAUAAUGGAAUUGGCUGAUGCUCUGUACUACUGCCAUUCAAAGAAAGUGAUCCACAGAGACAUUAAACCCGAGAACCUGCUGUUGGGAGCAAACGGAGAGCUGAAGAUCGCAGAUUUCGGGUGGUCCGUCCACACUCCGUCUUCCCGGAGGUCGACGCUGUGUGGAACGCUCGACUAUCUCCCUCCAGAGAUGAUCGAGGGCAAAACCCACGAUGAGAAGGUAGACCUCUGGAGCCUGGGCGUUCUCUGCUACGAGUUCCUGGUCGGAAAUCCUCCUUUCGAGACGAAGAGCCACGAAGAGACGUACCGCAAAAUCUCCAGGGUCGAGUUCACGUUUCCGUCCCACGUCAGCGAGGGGGCGAGAGAUCUGAUCAGCCGGCUGUUAAAACACAACCCCAUGCACCGGCUUCCCAUCCAAGGAGUCCUGACUCACCCCUGGGUUUUGGAAAACUCCAUCAAGAAGCCGAGCAGCUUCACCCGAGCCGUGAAAGAUUCCGAGUGAAAACUCCGCGUGACUCAAACAAACUACGGAUUCGAGAUUCAGAGGAAAACUGCAGCAAUUCCUGAGCCUGGCUGCUUUUUUUUCCUCUCACGUGCACGUGACAUUUCCUUCCCCUGUCCUCAUUUUCUCUCCUGUAAAUAUUUAUCUGUUCAGAAUUAUGAAAAAUGUACCUGUUAUUACUUGAAAUAAUAAAUUAGUUUUUAAGUGUUAAAUGUUUUGUACAAUUCGGGAGCUUUUUCUUCUCUUUCUCUCUUUUUAUGGACAAUGAUUUAUUUCAGUGUUUUUGGGCACAGUUUUAUUUUUUUUUCCCCACAGACACAACAGGAAGUCGAACUAGUCAUGGAAUUACGAUGAACACGCGAUGAACAGUUUGCAUUCCUGCACAAAUAUUAAAUGUUCAAGUGUCGUUUGUCCUCCAGAAAAGUGCAAUAGGUGACUGUGAUCUGCUUGUGCUCAGGAUGAAGUGCUUUUGCUGGAAGAUUUGUGGGUUUACGUGCCGAGCGUUUUUGUAUCUUAAAACAUUUCACAUCACCACUAUUUAAAGCUACACUGAAACAACCUUUAUAUGCUUGUUUAUUGCCAAAAUAAAUAAUGUUUAAUAUUA
This is a messenger RNA of Silurus meridionalis, 2090 nucleotides long. RefSeq names its product aurora kinase A (gene aurka). Gene Ontology annotation, biological process: regulation of cytokinesis; mitotic spindle organization; protein phosphorylation. The transcript has 9 exons. The coding region runs from base 266 to 1486 and encodes 406 amino acids. NCBI's taxonomy places the organism in Eukaryota, Metazoa, Chordata, Actinopteri, Siluriformes, Siluridae. The record is from RefSeq and is a predicted model, not a curated record. Gene Ontology annotation, cellular component: spindle pole centrosome; spindle midzone; spindle microtubule. Gene Ontology annotation, molecular function: ATP binding; protein kinase activity.